AUAAACUAGCAUUUUCUCUCGUUUCAUUCAAGGCUUAGAGAAGGGAAGAAAGAAAAAAAUCUCAUCUCAUUUAUGAACAGCCUGGUGAAGGUGAAGGUGAAGUUUCAUCUUUAUGAAGAAACCAUCCGAAAGACUCUUUCAGCCACUCUAUUGAUCAGCACCAACCAAAAUUAUAGUUGGCCAUGGAGUUUACCCCACCUUCGAAGAGGUGCCUCCCAACCAAAUCAAAAGAAGAAGAAGAAGAUGAUGAAAGAGUUUAUCAAACAUACAGAAAUCUCAUUUCAACCCUUCCAACUGAAAAUGGUUGGUCUUCCAGCAACCUAGUUCUCUACCAAGGCUCUAGGUACGUCCCCAAUAAUUUCCUACAAGGAGUCAUGGCCGUUCAACAACACUUCAAGGCUCGACCCACUGAUAUUCUCUUGACCGCCAUUCCAAAAUCAGGCACCACAUGGAUGAAGGCCCUCAUAUUUUCCAUCGUCAACCGCACCCAUUAUGAUUUUACCACACACCCUCUACUUACUCAUAAUCCUCAGGACUGUGUUCCGACCUUAGAAACCAAUCUUUACAGGAAAACCUCAAUCACCAACCCAGAUCUUCUUCCAUCACCUCGCCUCUUUUCAACCCACAUUUCGUGUUCCUCUUUACCAAAAUCAAUAAUAGACUCCAGUUGCCAAAUUGUCUACAUCUGCCGCAACCCAAAAGAUGUGCUUGUUUCCAAUAGGUACUUCGGAAACAAAAUACGAGCCAAAUUCAACAAAGAUCAGCCACUGCUCUCAUUGGCCGAAGCAUUUCAGUUGUUCUGCAAAGGAGCCUCCCCAUUUGGGCCCUAUUGGGAACAUGUUCUGGGAUUUUGGAAAGCAAGCUUAGAGCAGCCUGAGAGGAUACUCUUCUUAAAAUAUGAGGAUCUUAGAAGCAAUCCAUUGGUUUAUUUGAGGAAAUUGGCCCAACACCUGGGGUAUCCAUUCUCCUUGGAGGAGGAGAAACAAGGGGUGCUGGAAAAAAUACUCAACUUAUGCAGUUUUCAGAAUUUGAGCAAUUUGGAGGUGAACAAGAAUCCUGAUAAGGUGAGUCAUGUGGGAGUGGAGUACAGUGCUUUCUUUAGAAAAGGCCAAGUUGGAGACUGGAAGAACCAUCUUACUGCUGAUAUGAUAGAGCACAUAGAUCGCAUCACUGAACAGAAGUUCCACGGCUGUGACUUUUCAUUCUAGAGGAACAUUUUUCAGUUCAAAGGACUGACCGGUGGAACGAGGAAAGAGGAGAUUUGCAGACAAAAUAGAAACACAUAGAAAAAGAGAGGAAGAGAAAAUCAAUGAAGAAGAAGAAGAGUGAAGAUUUUUCAGAGCUUGAACUUUCUCCACUACAAAUAGGUAUUUUUCUUCUUUCUCUAAGCCCCUGAAUAGAUUGUUGAAAGUUUGUUCCUUCUAGGUUUCUUUUCUAAUAUUACAAUGAAGAUCUUCAUUUUCCAUGUUUGUGCUGUUUUGGUUUUAUGAGAAACUACAACUAUUUUAUUUGAACACCUUCACAGAAACUACAAUCACCCCGUUUUUCUUAAUUUGAUAAUGCAUAGGGGUGGCAACAAGCCGAGUUUUUCAUGAGCUGCUUGAGCUCGGCUCAACUC
Nelumbo nucifera (sacred lotus) is the source of this 1618-nucleotide messenger RNA. The record is from RefSeq and is a predicted model, not a curated record. Lineage: Eukaryota; Viridiplantae; Streptophyta; Magnoliopsida; Proteales; Nelumbonaceae.